AUGGCUUCCACGGUCCCGGCUCCUUUUCCAUCCCCCACCGCAACGUGGCACAAUACCACAUAUCCAUCUCUAUCUCCCACCAGGCCCGAGCUAUCUGCCAAAGGCAAGACCGUGAUAAUCACAGGAGGCGGCACUGGCAUCGGUGCAGAGACGGCUCGCUACUUUGCCCAAGCAGGCGCCUCUCGAAUCGGGCUCCUUGGCCGUCGGGAACAGCCGCUCCUCGACACCAAAGCAUCGAUCGAGCAGAAAUUCACGGGCGUCGACGUGUUUGUGGCCCCCACCGAUAUCACCAAGCAGGACCAAGUGGACGCGGCCUUCGCCAAGUUCGUGGACGACGGAAAGAUCGACGUUGUGGUCAGCAAUGCGGCCGUGGUUGGAACUCAGGAUCCCGUGAGGGAGGUGGACGCCGACAAGUUUCUCGACGGCGUCCAGAAAAACCUCAGUGGAGCUUUAUUGGUCGCGCAGGCCUUUCUUCGCUACGCGGCGCCUGGAGCCGUCGCCAUCAACGUUUCUUCGAGCGUUGCACAUGUGGAUUUUACUCCCAGCUUUGCUUCGUAUGGCGUCGCAAAGAUGGCGGUGAUUCGGCUCUGGGACUCGGUGGCCUUUGCGAACCCGGACCUCAGCGUCUUCCACAUCCAGCCCGGCGUCGUGGACACGGACAUGAAUAAGGAAGCAGGAGGUGUCGCUGCCGUCGGCUUCUCAGAUCACGUUUCUCUGCCGGCAAGCUUUAAUGUUUGGCUGGCAAGCCCCGAAGCACGUUUCCUCAAGGGCAGGUUUCUGUGGACAAACUGGGAUGUAGAUGAACUCAAGGCUCAAGCCAAAGAGAUUGAAGCGGGUACGCGGUUCAAGAUUGGGCUUGUUGGAUGGCCGUUUGAGGCUGCUUGGAGGAGCCCAUGGAAAGAACAGUGA
This is a messenger RNA of Capronia epimyces CBS 606.96, 909 nucleotides long. RefSeq lists its product as uncharacterized. The coding region runs from base 1 to 909 and encodes 302 amino acids. Gene Ontology annotation, molecular function: oxidoreductase activity. Gene Ontology annotation, cellular component: cytosol. The transcript has 2 exons. The record is from RefSeq and is a predicted model, not a curated record. Lineage: Eukaryota; Fungi; Ascomycota; Eurotiomycetes; Chaetothyriales; Herpotrichiellaceae.